This is a messenger RNA of Columba livia (rock pigeon), 4888 nucleotides long. It is a transcript of the gene TAF3, whose product is annotated as TATA-box binding protein associated factor 3. Gene Ontology annotation, molecular function: transcription factor binding; protein heterodimerization activity; p53 binding. Gene Ontology annotation, cellular component: transcription factor TFIID complex. NCBI's taxonomy places the organism in Eukaryota, Metazoa, Chordata, Aves, Columbiformes, Columbidae. Gene Ontology annotation, biological process: positive regulation of transcription by RNA polymerase II. The transcript has 7 exons. The coding region runs from base 127 to 2913 and encodes 928 amino acids. The record is from RefSeq and is a predicted model, not a curated record.
CUGGCGCGGGCGGCGGGGAGGCGCGGCGCCAAGAUGGCGGCGGCGGCGGGCUGUGCGUGAGGCGCCCCCGGCCCUCCCGGCCCAGGGCGGGCGGCGGGCUCGGGCGGCACCGCGGCCUGAGCCGGCAUGUGCGAGACCUACUCGCGGUGGCUGCUGCGGGUGUCGGUGGCGCAGAUUUGCCAGGCGCUGGGUUGGGACUCGGUGCAGGUCUCGGCCUGCGACCUCCUCACCGACGUGCUGCAGCGGUACCUGCAGGGGCUGGGCCGGGGCUGCCACCGCUACUGCGAGCUCUAUGGCCGCACAGAUCCGGUUUUGGAUGAUGUAGGUGAUGCCUUCAAGCUUAUGGGGGUUAACCUGCACGAGCUAGAAGAUUAUAUACACAAUAUCGAACCCGUCACUUUCGCACAUCAAAUCCCAUCGUUUCCCGUCAGCAAGAACAAUGUCCUGCAGUUUCCCCAGCCGGGAAGUAAAGAUGCGGAAGAAAGGAAGGAAUACAUCCCCGAUUACAUGCCACCUAUCGUCUCCUCUCAAGAAGAAGAGGAAGAGGAACAGGUGCCUACCGAUGGAGGUACAUCUGCAGAGGCCAUGCAGGUGCCACUGGAAGAAGAGGGAGAUAUGGAAGAGGACGAGGCAAUUAAUGAUGAGAACUACUUGAGCAAGAGACCAUUAGAAAGUCCUGAUGCUGAGGAAUUUCCACCUGUGAAACGGCUAAAACCGUCUGUUUCCAAAGGGGACACCUUGGACGGAGCUUUGGAACCACGUGAGCCUCUUAGCUCAAUAAAUACUCAAAAAGUACCACCCAUGCUUUCUCCAGUUCAUGUUCAGGACAGUACAGACGUACCCCCUCCGUCACCAGAACCACCAAUGUUGGCUCCCAUUGCAAAAUCGCAAGUGCCAACCCCCAAAACUUUAGAGGCAAAGCCGUUUGUACCCAAAACAAAGUCCAAAACAAGUUCUCCAGGACAGAAGACAAAAUCACCUAAAACUACACCCUCCCCAGUGGUAACUGGAAGCCCCAUACGUUCACCAAAACCUGGUUCCAAAGAAAAAAAGUCACCAGGUCGCGCCAAGAGCCCAAAAAGUCCGAAAAGUCCAAAGGUUCCUGCUCACGUUCCCCAACCACCUGUCAAACCUGAAACACCAAGUAGAACCCCUCUGGCUGCAUUAAGUGACAAGAUAGGAAAGGAAAACAUUCAAGUAAAACAAGGACAGACGCCACCUGAACCUGCUGCCAAGCCAAAUAUUGAAAACCAGACUAAGAAAGCACCAGUAAUGGACAAGACCAUUGAUGAUUCAAUCGAUGCUGUGAUUGCUCGUGCAUGUGCAGAACGAGAACCGGAUCCCUUUGAGUUUUCCUCUGGUUCUGAAUCAGAAGGGGAAAUUUUUACCAGUCCUAAAAGACUUUCUGUUUCAGAGGCUACGACUCCUAAACCUUCUGUUUCUGCCAAUAAUGCAAAUAAGGCAGGGGCGACUCCAAUACCUCCCUCAGGUGGAACUUCAAGUUCAGACAUUUCAUGGACAAUGGAUGACUCAAUUGAUGAGGUCAUUCGAAAGGCAAACAUGGGGACACCUUCUAAUCCACCUGCCAACUUCACUUACUUCUCCUCUCCUUCCGCUUCGCCGCCAACUCCAGAACCUCUUAUCAAAGUCUAUGAGGAGAAAACCAAGUUGGCUUCAUCAGCAGAAGUGAAAAAGAAAUUGAAAAAGGAGCUGAAGACAAAAAUGAAGAAGAAAGAAAAACAAAAGGAAAAAGAUAAGGAGAAAAAACAGGAGAAAAAUAAGGAGAAGGAAAAGAGCAAGGAGAAGGAUAAAGACAAGGAAGGAAACAAGGAAGCGAAAUUUCAGUGGAAGGAGCUACUCAAAGAUGAGGAUCUUGAUCCUUAUAAAUUCAAGCUAAAGGACUUUGAGGACGCUGACACAAAAGUAAAGUUGAAAGAUGGCAAUGCCAAAAAAGAGAAAGAAAAACAUAAAGAUAAAAAGAAAGAGAAAGAGAAAGGCAAAAAAGACAAGGAUAAGAAAGACAAAGAGAAACUUAAAGAUAAGGGCAAGGAAGAUAAGAUAAAGGCUCCAUCAGCACCUCUUGUGUUACCUCCCAAGGAAAUGUCUUUGCCCUUUGUCAGCACACCAACUGCCAUGAGGCUUCCCAGCAUGUUACCUUCCUUGUCUCCAAUGCUUCCCGAAAAACUGUUUGAGGACAAAGAGAAACCUAAAGAGAAGAAGAAAGACAAAAAAGAGAAGAAGAAAAAGAAAGAAAGGGAGAAGGACAAAGAAAAGGAAAAGAAGGAGAAGGAAAAGGAGAGGAAAGAAAGAGAAAAGAAAGAGAAAGAAAAGGAGAAACACAAACAUGAAAAGAUAAAGGUGGAACCAGUUGUUCCUGCUCCAUCACCGGUUAUUCCUCGGCUGACGUUAAGAGUGGGUGCAGGCCAAGACAAGAUAGUCAUCAGCAAAGUGGUACCAGCUCCAGAGGCCAAACCGUCCACCCCUGUGAGCCGGCCCAAAACCCCUCCGCCCGUGCCGUCACCGGUCCCAGCUCCCAUCCACGUCACCCCUCCUUCGGCUCCAGCUCCUCCUCCUCCACAGGCCACCGUCUCGCAGGUCCUCAUCCCACCGCCCUCUCCAGCCGUCUCAGCAGCAGCAGGUUCCAAAGCUCCGGUUCGGAGCGUGGUGACCGAGACCGUCAGUACUUACGUGAUCCGAGACGAGUCGGGUAACCAGAUCUGGAUCUGUCCUGGCUGUAACAAGCCAGACGAUGGCAGUCCAAUGAUAGGUUGUGACGACUGCGACGACUGGUAUCACUGGCCUUGCGUUGGGAUUACGACUGCACCCCCAGAAGAGGUACAAUGGUUCUGCUCCAAGUGUGCCAACAAAAAGAAGGACAAAAAACACAAGAAGAGGAAGCACAGGGCGCACUGAAGACGUUGCCAGCGGACUGAAGUCGUGCGGUCGCCGCGACACCGUCCGCCCCGACUCCGUUGCAGGUUUGGGGGGGGUAUAAUCCAACCAGGUCAUGUCUCACCCUCCGUCACGACUCCGGAGUGAAUUGGGGCGAGGAGAUGCUCUCCAUUGGGGGCUGUCGCGUUUCACAGACCAUCCAAACCCAGGGGGUUGGAUUUUGGUACAUUCUGAUCCCAUCUUUCACCUACCGAAGGGAGAAUUUGCACAGAGCGAUAUAAAAACUUUGGUAGUUCAUGGCUCGGCAGCAACAAAGACAAAUGUUGUAAAUGCAGAUUAUCUGUCCUGUUCUUUCUUGAUUUGUUAUUAAUCUCUCUUGAACCUUUGCAGUAAGGUGCCGAGAGGAGAAGAAAAUGUAAAUUGCAGUGAGUUGUAAACUGAGGAGACCGUCUGGAAUGAUUUCUAUAGCCUGGAUACAGUUCAGCCUCUAUUCCUGCUGAGCCAGAUAAUCAUAAUGUGGAAAUAAAAAGUGACCGGUAAAUAUUUUUGUGACAAGAAUAUAUGAAGCUUUUUUCCUUGAUUUUUAGUACUAACGUAAAAUAAACACGUUCAAGCUUUUGUGAUAUAUCUUCUAUUUUAAAAAAAGAAAAAAGUUUCUAUUGUGUCGGUUCUUUUCUCCCAUGUGAAUUUAUUUCAGUGGACCUGUAAUAUAUUUUAUACUUUUGUUUUUGGUUUGGUUUUGCUUUUUUUUUCUCGUCUUUGUCAAUGUACCUUUUCAUUGCUUGUACAUUUCAUUGGUGUGUAAAAACACUUCCCAUUAAAAGAUUUUCACACAUGUAAAUACCAGAUAUUUAUAAAGUACUUUUUUUUUUGUAAUUAUUUUUUUAUAGGGCUUGAGGAUUUUAAUUUUUGUCUGCCUGAGAAUACAAACCUAGCAGCUAUUAAACACCCGUGCGACGCACGCCGGUCCAUACGGCUUUAAGGGAUUGGCGCGCACGAGGAGCCGGCCAGCACCAUAAUUAGGCCUCGAUUCAGAUACUUAAACAUGUGGUAACUUCUUAAGAAGUGAGUAAUCCUAUUGCCUUCAAGGAGCCCUGUUCCCACACUUGGUUCUACAUGUGCUUAAACGCCCGCUGAAUCGAGAGCUUAGGCCAGGGGGCUCUGCACUUUCAAUGGUCGCUACAGCGUGUUAAUCUGUAGCUGAGCUUUUAUUUCUUUUUUCUUUAUUUUCAUUGAGUUUGCCAAAACGAUCGGGCUCAUGUUGAGAUGGAGAAGAUGCCGAGUGGCGCCGAGGCCAGAAGAUGCCUCGCUCUGCUUUUCGUACCCCCUUGGAAAGAACAAUAAAUGAAUAUGCAUUGUAUUCUCCAUUGAAAAUAAGGGGGGAAAUCACAGAGAGAAAAGAAAAAGAAACAAGGCAGUAUUAGAUACUGUAGUGCAAUGGGUCUCAGAGCUAAAUAAAAUACAAGAAUAAAUCUGGAAAAAGAAAUGUAUGCCUUUUGUUUCCAAAGCGAUUUUAGCCUUCAUUGGUUAAUUUGGGGAUAUUUGUACUUUAAACCGUACAGUGAGAAACAUUUGAUGUUUGAGAAUAUGGCCCUUUAACCUGUUGUGCAGAUAAUAAGAGUUAUUUUUUAAGUGUAUCCAAAUUGAUAUUAAUGAGAAUGAAUUAGUUAUGUUUUUAAAAGUAGCAGUCUAGUUAGGGAAAUGAGGCUUUGCUGAUAGAACUGUUAAAUUACAAAUCAGUGGAGAUAUGGAUGAAAUUGGUUUAUUAAAAGUGCGCUGUUACAUUCUUUGUUCAAUGCCACCUCAUUUAUAUUCUGUCCCUGCUAAUUACCAGUCAAGAAAAGUUCUUGGGUUUGAUUAUUUUAUUUUGAAUUGCUGGAUGUUACAAACCUGAUUCUUGUGGGUUUUUUUUUUUCCAUGUGUAAUGUGCAAGCAUACGAAAUACACCGUCUUUGGUCAUUUCUGGUUGCAAUAAUAAAGAACUAGCUUUUGGUAA